Molecule: messenger RNA, 2313 nt
Organism: Parus major (Great Tit)
Lineage: Eukaryota; Metazoa; Chordata; Aves; Passeriformes; Paridae
Gene: ASZ1
Product: ankyrin repeat, SAM and basic leucine zipper domain containing 1
Exons: 13
Coding region: 40-1479 (479 amino acids)
Biological process (GO): piRNA processing
Cellular component (GO): pi-body
Molecular function (GO): protein binding
Source: RefSeq, a predicted model, not a curated record
ACCGCCUGCGCUGAGGCCACGCGCGCGCGGGAAGGCGCCAUGGCCGCCGUGGUGUACUCGUCCCGCGUCGUGGCGGGCGGCGACGAGGGCAGCGACAGCGACGACGGCGAUUGGGACAUUGGCGUCGUGCGGCAGGAGCCGCUGCAGUUGGAUCAAAUGUUGCAGGCAGAGAAGAAUGAGGCAUUAAAGAAGGCCCUGUUUCGUGGUGAUGUGUCAUUAAUUGAAGAUCUCUUAAACUCAGGUAUCAGCAUAGAAACUAGCUUUCAGUUUGGAUGGACUCCCCUGAUGUGUGCAGCCAGCGUAGCUAACUUUGCAGUAGUACGUCUUCUUCUGGACAGAGGUGCUAAUGCAUGUUUUGAAAUAGAUAAAUACACUGUGUUGAUGGCAGCAUGUACUGCACAAGCUUCAGAGGAGAACAUCUUGAACACUGUCGAACUUCUUCUAUCAAGGAAUGCUGACCCUAACCUUACUUGCAGGAAGCAAAUGACUGCACUGAUGUAUGCAGCUAGAAAAGGCUAUCCUCGGGUUGUUGCUUUUCUUGUUGCUCAUGGAUCACACAUAAAUGCCCAAGAUGAAAACGGAUAUACAGCAUUAAUAUGGGCAGCACAGCAUGGACAUAAAAGUGUAAUUUUGAAGUUGCUUGAGCUAGGAGCUGACAAAAAUCUACAGACCAAGGAUGAAAAAACAGCAGCAGAGCUAGCAAAAAUCAAUAAACAUUUAGAGAUAUUUAGUUUGCUCUCUUUGGCUGCAAAUCACAUGCAAGGGAGAUACCAUAAAACAGUUGAACAAGAGGCUAUCUGCAAAUUUCUGACUGCUGUCUCUGACCACAGUGUUGGUUCCUAUUCAACUUUUCAUGACAUGGAAGUGUUUUUACGUGGUCUUGGUCUAGAACACAUUAGAGGAUUAUUGGAGGAACAAGGUAUAACUUUAAGACAACUUCUGAUCAUGCAAAAAGAUGACUUAAUACAGAUUGGCAUUACAAAUGCUGGAGAUCAGCAGAAACUCUUAGAUGCUAUUAACGAUCUGCAAACAGAAGAAAAAAAAUUUGAAGACCUCUCUGAUGUUAUGAAGCUGGAAUUGAGUGAAGAUGAAUUGCUCAAGUUUCUUCAGAAGUUGAAUAAAGAGUGUAGUAAGCUGAUCAUUCCUGUGCAGACCAUGAAUAACCAUUUCCUCAAAAAUUCUCACAAGAUGGUACUGCAGUGGGCACCGACUGAAUGUUAUAUUGAAGUCUGCAAAGAUGUGAUUUGCAGUGUUAAAAAGUUGGGAGAAGAAGUUGGCAGACUGAAGGACCUCGUGGUGGAGUAUGAAGAGAAGAAUAAACCUAACCAAGUGAAACUUCCAGAAAAAGCAGACACCUUGGAAAAAAGAUUAGUAAAAAUGGGAGGGGUAACAUUGCUUGGAUUUGGUUUUUUCUUCUUUGUAAUUAAAAUAGUAGCAAAGAGAACCCUAGUUUAUAGCUGUUUCUCAUCAUAUCUGUAGUAUUUGUAUCCAGUAUGUACUUUGAUCUAAAAAUGAAGUUAUUAAAAAUUAAAACUGUUGCUUAAGAGUAUCUUAGGGUUUUAUUUUGAAAUUCAUUGUUGGUAUAGAAUGCAAGUAUAAAAUCUUGUCAAAGCUGCUUUUCUUUUUUUGGCAUAAAACUGUGAUUAUUGCUUACUAAUUACUAGUUUCAGUUUUUUACUUUUCCUGUUCAGAGCUGAACAUAAGCAAAUUCUGGUUAUAUAUCACAUGUUUGUGUAUAAUGCAGAUAUGUUUUGGGGUUUAAAAUAUUUUAAGUAUCACCUUCAGUUUUAUGUUGAUAAAGAUCUUUUCUCUUGCAGAGAGAUUCAUGUGGGUUUUUUUUCUUUUCAGAAUCAAAAGAACUGUGGUGAUCUUGUUACAUAUUGUCAAAAAAGUAAUUUCCCACUGAACUGUGAUACUUAAAUUAUGCCUGAAAUCUGCUUCCAUCGGGAAACUCACCUCUAUUAAGACUUUGACAUCUAUUAAAAGAAUUGUAGUAGUCCUUUGCUAUAAGAACAGAGACAGCUUAGAAGGCAUAACAGCUUGGUUUUUCUUGUUCUGGUCUUUCACUACAUAUUUUUUCUAAAUAUUUUCUCUGCUUAAAAAUGUGUUUGUAAUCCCACAGUGAAACAUUCGUAACUGGUUUUGAUCUGCUUAUCAAACCAGCUAUUUUGGGAAAAAAGGAAAUUGGUGCAAGUGAAUUCAAAUUAGUUACGUUUUUGCAUGUUUCAGUAAACAUCUGUAAAAAUGCUGAAUAUUUGGGAAGGAACAUUUUUCUUGCAAAACAAAAUAAAAAGAGUCUAAAAAAACCAUAAA